GCUCGUUUUGUUUUGCUCGCUCGUACUCAAUAGUACUUACGUUUGUAAAUUAUUUAAAUUUAAAUAAUAUAUUUAGCUAAAGGUUAAUGUGAAUAUUCAAAUUAUUAAACUACAUUGCAAUUUACAUAUAUUCCAGUGCAAUAUACUAUUGAAAAAUAUUUGCAGAAGCGAAAUCGUGUUUACUUUUAAAAUCGACGCAAAGUUUAUUUAAAUAUGGAUUUAUUGGAAAAUGAAUGGUAUAUUCAAGCUCCUUGGGGCAGAAUAGCAAUAAUAGCAUGGGGCAACUGCUACGAUCCUCCUGUGUUGCUAUGCCAUGGGAGUGUAGACUCGGCUAUCAGCUUCAGACCACUUGUCAGCAAACUGCCCAAGAACUUCUAUUAUAUUGGUGUGGAUCUACCAGGUAAUGGCAAAUCGGACAGGCUACCACCAGGCCUGAUGAUCAGUGUGUCGGACAUGGCAUACGCUAUCAAUGUCGUAGCUAAACAUUUCAGAUGGAAGAAAUUCACUUUUAUUGGACAUUCAUUUGGAGCGUUUCUAGGUCAGAAUUUCAACUUGUUUUAUCCAGGAAGGGUGAAUAAAUUGAUCAACUUGGACCCCAUCAAUUUCUUUGCGAUACCACCCCAAGACUUCGCUAGAUGGUACCACUCGCGUUUCACAGACUUCUACAAGAAUUAUGAAAAAUUUAACACUCCAGUGAAAAAUGGACCGAAGGUCAAGUGGACAGAGGCGUUACAGUCGUUAAGAAGUAACCGUCCAAGUUUGAGUGAGGAACAGGCGACUGCAGUAUUGAAUAGAUUAUCCGAACCGGCUGGAGAUGGACAUAUCAGAUACACGUACGACUUACGCAUAAAAUUGAUGCAUGGACCAGCAUUUUCGCCGGAACACGUUAAAAAAUUAUUUACCAGUCAUGAUACACCGAUAUUAACAGUUGCAUGUCAAAAUUCCAUUGAUAAGGAACUUUUUCGAAACACGGCCUUUUUGCUCGACGAGGCUGAAUAUCCGUCAAACAAUUUCCGUUUUAGAUCUGUGAUCGGAGACCAUGAUGUUCAUAUUUCGAAUCCUGAAAGAGUGGCUGUCUAUGUCAGCCAGUUCCUACUCUAUGGUUUGGAGGGCAUGGACAAUAAGGCUAAGUUAUGAUUUGUGAAUGAUUUUGUUUAUGACAGCGGUGAAAAAUAAAUAAAUAGAUAGAGUCUGGCAAACGAAAGUAGAGACUGAAAAAGCCCGGCAAAUUUAAAAAAUAU
Spodoptera litura is the source of this 1241-nucleotide messenger RNA. Its product is annotated as serine hydrolase-like protein 2. Lineage: Eukaryota; Metazoa; Arthropoda; Insecta; Lepidoptera; Noctuidae. Gene Ontology annotation, cellular component: membrane. The record is from RefSeq and is a predicted model, not a curated record.